Lepisosteus oculatus (spotted gar) is the source of this 4665-nucleotide messenger RNA. NCBI's taxonomy places the organism in Eukaryota, Metazoa, Chordata, Actinopteri, Semionotiformes, Lepisosteidae. The record is from RefSeq and is a predicted model, not a curated record.
ACUGCAGCGGCCGUGCCUUUGUGUGGAUACAGGUGUGGUUGGGACAACACUCUCCGCUCUCGCCGAAACUCAAAGUCCCAGGGCUUAGACGAUGUCAGGGGUCAGGAGGGGUCAGAGACCAGCCUGCCGGUCUGAAGCUCCCUUCUUUCUGCUGCCACCCCAAAACUCGGCAGUCCACCAAGGAGAUACAGCGACGUUCUAUGUGAAGGUGAAAGGAGACCCUGAGCCCACGGUGCUCUGGUACCGAGACGGGGAGCCCGUAUCCGAGGGAGGGUGCUUCCACUUCCAGCGGAUGGGCGAAGGGGUCUAUGUGUUCACGGUCACGGAUGUCAACUCCGAGAGUGCCGGCCGAUACCUCUGCCACAUCACCAACUGCGCUGGCACCGAGCAGACCACCGUCCGGCUGGAGCUCAGGGACCAGCUGAGGCUGCCAGGUGGGAGUCAGAGUAGCCUAAAGCGGGUCCGCAGCUGGGGGGAGAGCCACCCGCGCUUUGUCACCAAGCCCUGCAGCCAGACCGUGAGGGCGGGCGAGACUGUCAGCUUCCGGACCAGGGUCACCGGGCGGCCUGCGCCCCAGGUCACCUGGCUCAAGGACUCUGUGCCGCUGGAUGCCAGCGCCGCGGCCCAGGAUUUCCACUUGGCUGGGUACUAUGUGCUGGAGCUGCGGAAGGCAAGCAGCAAGGACCAGGGCGUUUACACCUGUGUGCUGACCAACCUGGCCGGGCAGACUAGUGCCAGCGCUCAGCUAACCAUCAGAGAUCCCAGCCCUCCAGCCAGCCCAGCCCUCAACUGUACCAGAAAACAGAUUAACCUGAAGCCCCCAGAAGACAGAGGGAUACCGAGAGCCUUUGGCAAUGGAGCUCCAGCCACGACUGUCUCCAGGAAAGCCCGAGCGGACGGCUCUUCUGCAGCAGAGGACAGAGGCUCUGAUCGUACCCGCUGGGAGGCCCCUGUGUUCACUCAGCCCCUGAAAGACUGCUCUGUGGAUGAGGGCUGUGACAUCAGGCUUAGAGGUGUUAUCACAGGAAGUCAGCCCCUGUGUAUAUCCUGGCUGCACAAUGGCGAGGCUGUGCGUUUCGGGCAUGCCUCUUUCCAGGGCGGAGUGGCACAACUGGAAGUGCAUGACUGUCUGCCCGAGGACGCUGGCGCCUACACCUGCGUGGCAGAGAACAAAAAGGGCAAGACCUCCAGCAGCGCAGCCGUCUGUGUCAGAGAUUUCGAAACCAUCUGCAGGAACAGCAGCCCAAAGAAAUGCCUUCCUGUCCAGAACAGCAUCCCCAAGAAGGAAACAGCUGUGCCCCCCAUGGCUGAAGAAAGCAAUGGGAUCCACAGGCAUGGAAAGCCCUUCUGCACAGAGAGCUGGGGAUCAAGGCAGGGGACAGGUCCAGUCACACCGAAAAGAAAAGCCUUCUCAGGAACAGGUAACUGGCACUGGGGGUUAGACGCGCUGCCCGUGCAGAUCGUGGACUGUCCAGAGCGGGUGGAAGUCCAGGUGGGAGAGCGAGCCGAGCUCCAGUGCGCGUACCGCUGCAGCCCCCCCGUCGCUGCCUGCUGGAUUCACAACAAGCAACAGGUGGCUGAGGGACCUCGGACCCGUGUGGAAACCAGCAAUAAGAGCAGCAGGCUGGUGAUAUCGGAGGCUUGCCCAGAAGACGCGGGCAGCUACACCGUGCUGGUGCGUGACUGCCGAGGCUCCGCCCAUCACAGCCUCGCCCUCACCGUCAUCGAUCGACCCCAGCCCCCGGCGGGCAGGCCUUUCAUCUCCCAGCUCUGCCUGACCUCCCUGGUCCUCUCCUGGUCGGGGCCCUGCUACGACGGGGGCAGUGCAGUCACGGGCUACGUGGUGGAGGUGAAGCAGGUGGGCCCUGGGAAGUGUGGGGGCUGGACUGAGGUGACGGACCGCUGCAAGAGCACCUCCUACAGGGUGCGGUCGGGACUGCAGACUCUGCAGGAGUAUCGCUUCCGGGUGAGGGCCAUCAACGCGGUGGGAAUCAGCCAGCCUUCCCAGGAGUCCGACACGGUGAAAAUGGACAGCGAGGAAGUUUUAGGGGAGCUGCAAGAGGAGGAGGACCCCCAGUCCUACGUACAUGUCACUAUCAACGCCAUCCAGAAUGUCACAGACCAGUACAACAAGCUGGAGAAGCUGGGAGUGGGAAAAUUUGGCCAGGUGUUCAAGAUGAUGCACAAGGAGACAAACCAAGUGUGUGCUGCAAAGUUCUACAAGGCACGCACCUCCAAGGAGAAAGCAGCCGCCCGGAGGGAGAUCGAGUUGAUGAACUGUCUCCACCACCCCAAGCUGGUCCGGUGCCUGGCUGCCUUCGAGAGCCGCAGCGAAAUCGUCAUGGUGAUGGAGUACAUUGCUGGAGGGGAGCUCUUCGAGCACAUCGUGGAUGAUAACUUUGAGCACACUGAGCCCACCAGUGUGCGCUACAUGAAGCAGAUCCUGGAGGGGAUCCAGUACAUGCACCGGCAGAACAUCGUGCACCUGGACCUCAAGCCAGAGAACAUUGUGUGCGUCAACAUCACCGGCACCCUCGUCAAGAUCAUCGACUUCGGUCUUGCUGACAAGCUGGAUCCUAAAACUCCAUUAAAGGUGAUGCAUGGCACGCCGGAGUUCGUGGCUCCAGAGGUGAUCAGCUUUGAGCCAGUGGCUCUGGCAACAGACAUGUGGAGCAUCGGGGUCAUCUGCUACAUCCUACUGAGUGGUGAGUCUCCAUUCCAGGGGAACACUGAUGCAGAAACACUGGCCCUGGUGACGGCAGCAGCGUGGGAGUUUGAUGAGGAGAGUUUUGAUGAAAUCACAGACCUGGCCAAAGAUUUCAUCAGCAGGCUUCUCAAGAAAGACAUGAGGCGCCGGAUGUCCUGUGAACAGGCUCUGGCCCACCCUUGGAUGGCCGCGUUCACUUCAGUAGACCCCCGCUCCACCAAGAGCCUCUCCAAGGAGAAGAUGAAGAAGUUCCUGGCCAAGCAGAAGUGGAAGAAAACAGGAAAGGCUCUGUUGGCCCUGAAGAGGAUGACGCAUCUCUCCAGCAAGGCAGACAGCCCCGAGUCCCCCAGCAGUCCUCCUGACCGAGAAAAAGUGGCCCUGAGCCCAGAGGAGGAGCUGGCCCUGCUGUCCUUGAAAGAGAACUUGCGCUGUGAGCCCCAGUUUGCCACUCCACUGAGGGAUGUCGCUGAGCCUCGGGGUUCGACAGCCCAUCUGAGCUGCAAUAUCAUAGGGUAUCCUGACCCAGAAGUGUUGUGGCAUCAUGACGAGGAUCCAAUUAAAGAAACAUUGCGUGUCCAGAUUAAUUACACGGAGAACGGACAGUGCUCCCUUAUCAUAUCUAAUGUCCAGCCAGAGGACUCGGGGGUUUAUUCCUGCAAAGCUACUAACAGCCUGGGGACAGCACAGUCUUCAGCAACACUGACCAUCUCCUAGAGGGGCUUCAGGAGGGGCAGAUGGGAGAGAGUCCAGGCUGUUGAAGGGAAGGACACUUCAAGAGGGGCCAGAGUGCAGUGAACAAGCACCCACUCGACCAUAUUUUAGAAGUAAGCAGUGAGGCUCCAAGCACUAUAGUGCUGUUGUAGCCCACUCUACAGCUCUUGAAAUACUGCGCCCUGGUACUUUCUUGACUUUCUUUCCAUGGUUAAUGUUCAGAUAACGUCUCUUGCUAGUUAAAGGUUGAGAUUCAUCCUGCAGUGUUUUCCUGAACGUCUCUCCUGUUCUACGUUUUUUGGCUUGGGGAGUGCACGUGGUCAUUUACUUUUGACCUCUUUCACAAGAACGUAAAAAACAAAGACUUUGACUUUUCUGUUCCCUGUGGGUGCCUACUCAUGGUUAUAUUAAGGGAAGUCUGGCUUAAUACUGAGCUCAAUACCCUCUACCCCACAGCCAUCACCUCCCUCUCAAAACUUGGACACUUUAACUAAAGCUGUACUCAAAGCUUCGCUGCAAUGCAUUUUUAGUAACCAGUAGUACCAAUAUAUACAUAGCACAUGGCCACAAUUCUUAAGACACAAACCAAAGAGUUCUUUAAAGACAAGGGCAUUUUAAAAAGUUUGUUGUGUUUUAUUGGAUUAAAUUUCAUAAAGAAACAUGGCUGACAGAAUAUGGAGGUUUCCCAAAGACCAGGAACACUUUCCAAAGUGUGGUCUUGGCAAUACUGCAUGAAAAGCUUUCUUAUUGUGCAUUUAAAUGUAACAUCCCACUUGGAUACUGCUUGACCCUGAACGGUUGUAUGAUAUUGUACCUUUAAGCUUUGUUUACAAAUAGCAAAACAAAUGUACUAUGCAUCCUUAGCUGAUGGAAUAUUUUACACUGGUGGUAAUUGUUCAGAAUAUUUAGAUGUCCAAUAAAAAUAUUCUGAAAUGAAAUUUGUAACAAUUGGGUCCUAUUUACAAAAUGCAUUCUCAGCCAAAUUUUAAAAUGCUAUGGAAUCAUGAAUUACUUUACCUUGCUAACUUAUGUAUUCUCCAGUACACCUGUUAAUCUCACAAAAUGUAUUCCUUGUUUCCACUGGUUAAUAGAUAGCAUUUAAAAUCGAAACAAAAACUUAAUACAAACCCCCCCACAUCCUUUUCAGUACCUGGUUAGGGGUGGUGAUGUGUCAAGCCCUUCCCUUAUACCAAGACUACUAGUGGAUUUAUUGCUGUCCUGUAAAUAAAGCCCCUGGUUUAAGGUGA